UUUUUCGACUAUCCAAAACUGAAACAGUUUUGGCUUCCCGAAGACGAAAAAGAUUUGCGUCCCGUCAUGUUCUGGAUCCAUGGUGGAGUGUUCAUUUUGCAGCACGGCGGUGAAGAACUCCACAGUCCCGAUUUCCUGAUUACCGAAGACGUGGUGGUGGUUACCAUCAAUUAUCGUCUUGGUCUUUUAGGGUUUAUCAGUUCUGACGAUACUUCUUUAGACAUACCCGGGAGCGCGGGUUUGAAGGACCAAGUCAUGGCUUUAAAAUGGGUCCAGGAGAAAAUUGACAAGUUUGGUGGGGAUCCUAACGAUGUUACGGUCUUCGGGCAGAGCGCUGGUGCGGUUUCAGUCCAUUUGAUGGUGCUGUCGCCUCUAGCAAAGGGUCUUUUCCAUAAAGCUAUAGCCCAGAGUGGAAGUGCUAUAAAUCCAUGGGUUCAAGCUCGUAAAGGAGUGAAACGUGUAGCAGAAGUAAUGGGUCUUGAAGGGGCAGAUGACAAAACCGUCUUUGACGCUGUAACGAAAAAAUCAAAAGAAGAGAUUUUAGGACUUCAAGAAAUAAUGGACGACAAUUUAGAACCCUAUACACCCAGAUACAUAGGUUUAGUUAUCGAAACAAACUCCAAAGAACCGUCCAUGACUGAAGAACCCAUUAAUAUUAUGAAAUCUGGAAACUUCAGCCAGGUACAAUUUUUGACUGGGUGCACUUCUCUAGAGGGCGCUACUCUCGACCUGGUGGUCAAAUCCAUAGAUUUUAACCUUAUACUCUACUAGAUGCGCAACUGCGUCGCGUAAAGUGAAGCCUAUG
Messenger RNA from Zophobas morio, 805 nucleotides. Its product is annotated as venom carboxylesterase-6-like. The record is from RefSeq and is a predicted model, not a curated record. The transcript is spliced from 2 exons. Bases 67 to 771 code for a protein of 234 amino acids. NCBI's taxonomy places the organism in Eukaryota, Metazoa, Arthropoda, Insecta, Coleoptera, Tenebrionidae. Gene Ontology annotation, molecular function: serine hydrolase activity.